Messenger RNA from Nicrophorus vespilloides, 906 nucleotides. RefSeq lists its product as uncharacterized. The transcript is spliced from 3 exons. NCBI's taxonomy places the organism in Eukaryota, Metazoa, Arthropoda, Insecta, Coleoptera, Silphidae. The record is from RefSeq and is a predicted model, not a curated record. The coding region runs from base 37 to 849 and encodes 270 amino acids.
GCGAUUUUAUUGCGACAUGAUAUCCGCGUUCUCGCAAUGAGACGCUUAACUCUUCUCGCCUUGGCGCUGCUUUUUGCGAUAAGCGCCGGGGAUGUUGGGAAUUCGACUGAGAACGGAACGGCGCUUCAAAAACCUAGGAUGGUCGUCACAUUCAUGACAAACACUAGGAUUUACAAUCAAACGGAGGGUGUUCUGAAUCCUUUCCAGAGGAUGAUACAGUUCUUCCUUUCGAACGUGAUGCGCGACUUCGCGCAACAACCGUCGGAGGAGAGGUUCGAACCGGAGGCGAUGAAAUGCUCUCACGAUGAGUUCGGCUUUUGCCCGGCUUGUACCACGCGUAGAGCGCAGAACGCCACCGAGAAGACGAUUCCCAUGAGCACCGGGAAGGUUGACAACGUGUCCACUGAGUUGGAUGUACAGAAGCAAAAGAAACGGCAUUAUUUUUUAUUCAUUAGCGGUGGUACCGAAAAACGUACCACCGCUAAUCCUGUCGGGGGGAGCAGUUUCGGAUCUUCCAACGUGUGGUUGGAUCCUUUGAUAAAUUUAGUGCGUCGUCGGAGGGCCAAAGACGAGGAAAACACUGAAGAGGCUAAAAUAGAAGAUAGGGAUGAGGAGGAAACCCGCACACCAAUUCCCAAAACUAAGUCGAAGACGGUUUAUCAGCCACAAUACAGAACUUCCUUCACCAGUUCUACAUACUUCUACACAGUCACCAUUCCUACAGUCUUAGCAUUUGGUUUUGUCAUCAUUGGAAUGUGUAUCGUCUUGCGCACGUCUGGACGUUGCUGCAAGAUCUUCGUCGGCGAAAUGAAUGAAUCAGAGGAGACCUCAACUCCAACACCCGCCUAAUUUAUACCCAUACUAUUUAUUUUUAUUUAUUUUUUAAUUAUAUACAAAAAAACAACG